Messenger RNA from Ostrinia nubilalis (European corn borer), 2074 nucleotides. RefSeq lists its product as uncharacterized. Lineage: Eukaryota; Metazoa; Arthropoda; Insecta; Lepidoptera; Crambidae. The record is from RefSeq and is a predicted model, not a curated record. The transcript has 13 exons. The coding region runs from base 206 to 2074 and encodes 622 amino acids.
GACUAUUACCUAUUUAUUCUGUGCAUGGGUCAAAAUUCCGUCACACCAUGACAGUAAUGUGUGAGUUUUCGAGCGUUUUUCUAUGUUUUACGAUAUUUGUACUAGAAUUAUUUUGGAAGCGUAACUAGGUGAUAGAUUGAUCGAUAUUGUACUAGGCGCCGUCAGAGUAAAGGAUCUGUGAUAAAUAAAGCAUUAAAAUAGACCAAUGGGUCUCACAAGCAAUACCGGUUUGCUGGCGAGCGUGCCGCAAAAACACACACUUGCAAAACAGAAGAGCAACGUCGAGCUGCGAUGUGACGUCACCCCAGCGCCGUUCAUGCUGCGGCCCUACGCUGGUCUCUACAACCCCUUCCCCCACUCUUGCUCCGUGUUAUGCAACCACCCCGCCGAUACCGAAGCCAAGGAGUACGUGAAGCGGGUUAAAGACUCCUGGCUCUUGGAGGGAAAAGCCCAUUUUCUGCACGAAGAUUUAUCGAAGUUCCAAGAGCAAAAUGCCGCCGAGAAAAAUAAGACGCCCCAUGACAUUGUCACUGAAGAUAUGUUUAGAAGGUAUACCGAAACAGACUCGCGACCUCUCACGCCAGCGCCGACACUGGCCAGCGGCAAGUCUCGGGGCUCCAGGAGGUGCCUCACGCCCGACCAGCCGCACCAGAGGACCACGAUCGUGCUUGACUUGCGCAGGAGUCACAGUCAGGAAACCCUAUACUACCACGGCUACACAACAUCAGACCUGACAGCGGGUCACACCACCAGUGUGACCAAUGACAGAUCCACUCUACCGUCACUGAAUCUCUCCGAUGGGGCUCACAACCGCCUCAUCAAGGGGCAGUGUGAACAGCUGCCCCCGCUUGCAUCGCCCCUGGUUCUGUCGCAGAGGACAAUACCGGUGAAGGAACCCCAAAGUGUACGGGUCGCAAAGAAGAAUCAAAUCAAGGCACUGAACCUGGGUAAAGCAGUAAAGAGCAAGAACAAAGCUGAAGCUCCCGCAUCUCAGCGCUCAAAGUCUGACAAGGAGCCUAACGAAGACGCAGACGAGGUCAUUGCUAAUGGUGACGAUGGAGGGGAAAGUAGAAGACGCGGAAAGCGCCGGCGUAAAGGCCGCGGCGCAGGCAGCGACCGGCUGACGUCAGCCGGGCUGGCGGCGCAGACGCAGCAGGACCCUGAAACACAAAUUGCCGGCAUCGUCACCGACUCCCAAAACCCCAGCUCCCGAGGUUCCGUGGCGGAGUCGGCUGAUGACGACAUCAUAAUCCCGCCAGUCGUGAAGGUGGGACCGGCCAGGAAGACCGACUCGUUCCUGGAUGAUGACAUACUGAAGUACUUGCACAGGGAGGUCGAUGAGGAGGCCAUUGAAACGGAGUUUGACACUAAGAGACGCUACGUCCUCGAAGAAGCGCUUCGGACGCGCCCCGACCGUCAGUACGGGCAAGAGAUGCAGGCUCUGCUGAAGGAGUACAAAGUGCCCAAAGUGAGCCUGGGCGACUGGCUGCAUAUACCGAGGGUCUUCUCAAGGCAGAACGGACAGUUUUCACUGCCCAUAGAUACUGCGGCGCUUGAAGGCUUAACACCAAUGAACUACGCGGCAAGAUUCGUGACUGUGAAGAAGUCGAAACAGCUUCUCUAUCUGACAGUGCUCAGGAAGUUUAGGUCGCGUGGCUACAGGGUGCCUAUUGAGAACUUAAAAGAAGGCCUCAUACUGAUGAUGGGCGGCAUCUUAAAUGAGAAGCAGGCCAGCAAUUUCAAGAGCAUAAUGGACUGGGAAUCGUAUGAGGAGGAGGAGAACAUUCCAGAUGACAUCAAGCUGACUCUCCUCGACACUGGCUUUAAGAAACCCAUGGUUGACGAGACUGGCGAAAAUGGGGAAGUACUGUCUGACGAGAACACGAUAAAGUUCCGGACGUGGUGUGGGCUGUGCGCCAUUUGCGAGCGAAUGUACGGGCGGUUCCCACCUAGAGAUAAAGAUCCACCUGAUGGGAUGGAGCUAAGCGAUUUCACAAUGGUGGAAACCAAGUUGCCAGUUCUCAAAGUUCAUAAGGGCCUCGUAGAAAUUCUGAAUGUAAUAAGGGAAAGAUAA